Pieris rapae (cabbage white) is the source of this 1233-nucleotide messenger RNA. RefSeq names its product sodium/potassium-transporting ATPase subunit beta-1-like. Bases 70 to 966 code for a protein of 298 amino acids. Gene Ontology annotation, molecular function: ATPase activator activity. The record is from RefSeq and is a predicted model, not a curated record. Gene Ontology annotation, biological process: intracellular sodium ion homeostasis; potassium ion import across plasma membrane; intracellular potassium ion homeostasis. Gene Ontology annotation, cellular component: sodium:potassium-exchanging ATPase complex. NCBI's taxonomy places the organism in Eukaryota, Metazoa, Arthropoda, Insecta, Lepidoptera, Pieridae. The transcript is spliced from 7 exons.
GUGUGACGUGCGCGCGCGCAGUCUCAGUUGUACCUCCGAGAUUAACAGACGUGUUUAAAGUUUAAAGAAAUGGCGGGUAAAUCUAAUGGUGUUGAUGCGUCGGAUUGGGCUCGAACUCCUCCCACUUCAGGACCCCUGUGGGAGAGGGUUUGUAAGGCAAUUUACAAUCCAGAAGACAAAAGCUUUUUGGGCCGGACGCCGAAACGCUGGGGAAUCGCGUUGGUCUUUUACCUGAUCUUCUACGCAGUGUUGGCAGCCAUGUUUGCAGCGUGUAUGGGAGUGUUGCUUAUGCUCAUAGAUGAGAAAAGACCUAUGUACACACUCGAGAGCUCAUUAAUAGGAGCGAAUCCCGGAGUUGCGUCCAGGCCGUCCGUAGAUGGUUCAUUCCUCUUAGACAAUUCUAACACAAGCAGUUAUGACAGCUACGUCGAUGAGCUGAAAGAUUUCUUUAGCGAUUACAGCACCGAAGAGUGGUAUUUAUCAAAGAAGGGGUGCAAAGAGGACGAUAGUUUCGGCUAUCCCACAUCUCCAUGCUUUUUCAUUAAGUUAAAUAGGAUUUACGGUUGGAAACCACAAUACUAUGAUGCGAAAAGUUUACCUACAGACAUGCCUCAUCACCUCUCGGAAUACAUUUCAUCAUUACCAGAUAUUGAGCAACAACAAAUCUGGAUAUCCUGUGUGGAUGAAGUGUCAAAUGCGACGAGUUACGAAUACCCUUGGGGACGCGGGCUUCCGGGUAGAUUCUACCCGUACCAAAAUGAAGUUGGGUAUAUAAGCCCCGUGUUAGCGAUUAAAGUAACGCCACCUGCGAACACCCCAAUCACGAUUCGAUGCAGAACAUGGGCUAAAAACAUUGUUUACAACAAAAGUUUGAAAGAGCCAUCUGGUUACACUCGUAUCCAACUUUACUUCGAAGAUAACACAAGUCUUAACUCAACGAACACAGAUGGCGCUGAAAUAAAAUAAAAUAUUUUGAGAAAUGUUCAUUAACGUAAUAUUAAUUGGCAUUAAUUUAUUAUUAUCUGUCGAGGUAUGAUAAAUAAUCGGUCAACGCACAACCACUAGUUAUUUAAAUCGAAAUUUCAAUAGUAAUUUAUUAGCCAUUUUAUUAGUUUUCUUUGUUUCAUAUAUUUUGUUAAAAGCACUCCAAUGGAGCAUGCAACAGACACAUUUCUGCGUCUGGUUUUCAUUUGAUAUAUCUGUGAUUGAUCAUAUAUUUUAUAGAAAGAAAUC